Magnolia sinica is the source of this 980-nucleotide messenger RNA. Its product is annotated as eukaryotic translation initiation factor 5A-2-like. Lineage: Eukaryota; Viridiplantae; Streptophyta; Magnoliopsida; Magnoliales; Magnoliaceae. Gene Ontology annotation, biological process: positive regulation of translational elongation; positive regulation of translational termination. The coding region runs from base 114 to 593 and encodes 159 amino acids. The record is from RefSeq and is a predicted model, not a curated record. The transcript is spliced from 5 exons. Gene Ontology annotation, molecular function: RNA binding; ribosome binding; translation elongation factor activity.
UCCAUCCUUCUUCUCUCAUUGCAGAUAUUCUCUCAUUUCUCUUUUCAGCUGAAAUUGAGGAGGGUAUAGUCAGAUUGGAGAGGGGAUUUUGAGAUUUCAGAGGGAAAGGAGAAAUGUCUGAUGAAGAACAUCACUUUGAAUCGAAAGCUGACGCUGGAGCGUCGAAAACAUACCCGCAGCAGGCAGGAACUAUAAGGAAGAACGGGUAUAUAGUCAUUAAGGCCAGGCCUUGCAAGGUGGUUGAAGUUUCCACCUCUAAGACUGGCAAGCACGGUCACGCGAAGUGUCACUUUGUUGGGAUUGAUAUAUUCAAUGGCAAGAAGCUUGAAGAUAUUGUUCCUUCCUCCCAUAACUGUGAUGUUCCCCAUGUUAAUCGUACUGAUUACCAACUGAUUGAUAUCUCUGAGGACGGCUUUGUGAGCCUUCUGACUGAAAAUGGCAACACCAAGGAUGAUCUGAGGCUUCCCACAGAUGACAGUCUGCUCAGCCAGAUCAAAGAUGGAUUUGGUGAAGGGAAGGAUCUGGUGGUGACAGUCAUGUCUGCGAUGGGAGAAGAGCAGAUCUGUGCUCUGAAGGACAUCGGCCCCAAGUAAAUGGGCCCUCGUAUGUGCAAUACCAUCAACAGCCUAUAGCUAUUAUAAUAUGGUAAAUCUUACUCUGAUAUAGCAUAGGCGGGAUUUGCGUUUGGACGUCCUCUCUUUGCAUGGGUACUAUAUACGAAGAACUAUUAAGACUAUCUCCGUAGUUGCAUGAUUUCCAAUAUUUUUGGGUUUUUUUUUUAAAUAUAUGGAAAAAAAGGACCUGUGAUCUCUCCUCAAUGCGUUGCAUGCAUGGGAGGGAUUUUGGUGGGGACAUAACACCGUGGAUUGAGUCUCUCCUUGAAUCUCUGACUGAAAGGGUUACAUCAUCUCUCUCCUCUCUCUAUGUUAUAUAUUCUUUCGAGGAUUUUCUUACUAUUAGAUUCUAUUGCAUGUAGUCAA